Messenger RNA from Scheffersomyces amazonensis, 1282 nucleotides. It is a transcript of the gene HST2, whose product is annotated as histone deacetylase. Lineage: Eukaryota; Fungi; Ascomycota; Pichiomycetes; Serinales; Debaryomycetaceae. Gene Ontology annotation, molecular function: histone deacetylase activity, NAD-dependent; NAD+ binding. The coding region runs from base 93 to 1169 and encodes 358 amino acids. The record is from RefSeq and is a predicted model, not a curated record. Gene Ontology annotation, cellular component: nucleus. The transcript has a single exon.
CAAAUCAAAAUCAAAAUCAAUUCGAUAUCAAAAUUAAAAUCUCUCGCUGUUACCAGAGCUUAUUACGAGCCAGAACAAUUAUUAUUAGUAGUAUGUCGGAAAUUGAGAAAUUACUUGCUCCGGUUGUAGAAGAGAUAAAAAAAGGUAAGCAUGUAACCUUCUUUAAUGGUGCAGGUAUUUCAACAAGUGCUGGGAUCCCUGAUUUCCGGAGUCCAAAGACAGGAUUAUAUGAUAAUUUAGCUAAAUUAAAUUUACCAUUUGCUGAAGCAGUAUUUGAUAUUGAUUACUUUAGGGAUAGUCCUGAAGCAUUUUAUACUGUUGCAGAAGAAUUAUUUCCAGGAAACUUUCUUCCAACCAAAUAUCAUUUUUUAAUUAAAUUGUUUCAAGAUAAGAAACAACUUAGAAGAGUAUAUACUCAGAAUAUUGAUACAUUGGAAAGAAUUUCUGGAGUAGAUGAAGAACAUUUAAUUGAAGCUCAUGGUUCUUUUGCAAAGAAUCAUUGUAUUGAAUGUUCCAAAGAGAUGCCAACCGAAGAACUUAAGAAGCAUAUGUUAAAUAAGCAUAUAAACAACGGUAUACCUCUUUGCCCUAGCUGUAAAGGUUAUGUCAAACCAGAUAUUGUAUUCUUUGGAGAGGGAUUACCUGAAGCAUUAUUUGAGACAUGGGAUAAGGAUCAAGAUGAAGUGGAGGUUGCUUUUGUAGCAGGGACAUCAUUGAGUGUUUACCCUUUUUCAUCAUUGCCUUCAGAAUUAGAUCACCAUUGCCAUAGAGUCUUAGUUAACAAAGAAGCAGUUGGAAGUUUCAAAAGGAAAAAGGAUGUCGUACUUUUACACGACUGUGAUGAAGUAGCCACUACUCUUUGUGAAAUGUUAGGAUGGUCAAGUGAUUUGGAAGCAUUGUUAGAGGAAGCUAAAACUCAAUUUGCUAAAAAGGCUCAAUUGGCUAAAAAGGCUCAAUUGGCUAAAAAGGCUCAAUUGGCUAAAAAGGCUCAAUUGGCUAAAAAGGACGAUAAAGAUGAUGAAAAGGAAGAAGGAGAAGAAGAACAAAAUAAAGAAGGAGAAGAAGAAGAAGAGGUUAACACGGAUACUGAUAAAGAAGACAAGAGGCAAGCAAUUGUUGAUUCACUUGAAGAAGCAAUUUCGAAGUUGGACAUUAAAGAUAGAUAUUAAAGAUAAAUGGAUAGAUAAUAUAGAAGAAUUAUAGUUACAAUAUAUGCAAAAUAAAUUUGGAACAAUGAUUUCUUUCAAGCGUAAAGCUCUUCUUAAUUUAUUCUAGAUUUUAG